ACCAGUAUUUGAUAACAUAACCUAACAUGCGUUCUCAGAAGAACAAAUUAUUGAUCGGUAAAGUUUUUCAUUAUUUAGAUUUAAAAACAUCCAUCAUGUAAGAAAAUAAGAUGUGAAAAAAUAAGGGAACAAGAAAUGUCUGUGGUUACAGUCUAGAUAAUGAUUCGUAUCAAGAUUUCUUUGUAUACUUUGUACUCCUGCAAAUAUGUUUAAGCACCUUAUAAUUUUUCUUAUCGGCAUUUCCAACAUCAAAUGUAUUUUUGGUUCCAUAACUUGUAAGCCAAAAGUUGCUGUUAUUGGAGCUGGAAUCGGUGGAGCAUCUGCAUCUCAAUUCAUCACAGAAUUGUUCAACAAAAACGUGGAAAUAGAUGUUUUCGAAGCCAAGAAAAUUGGUGGUCGCUUGGCUAACAUUGAAUUCGGAAGCAAUGAAUAUGAAGCUGGAGGUGCGAUAAUACAUCCAAGAAACAAGUACAUGGUAGAUUUUGUCAAUCAGUUGGGCUUGGAGCACACACCACCUUCAUUUGAAAGAUUUGGUAUAUGGAAUGGUGAUGAACUUGUUUUUGAAGAAAGCAGUUGGGAAUCUAUCACAUUGGUCAAACUUUUGUACAAAUAUGGAAUGCAACCAAUACACCUUUACAGAUAUGUGGAUAAAAUAUUGGAUGAUUUUCAAAGAAUUUAUGAACACCAAGACAAGGGAGUAGGUUUUGAAAAUGUAACUGCUUUGAUUAUGUCCAUGAAUAAAGAGUUUGCACAAUUGUUGGAAACGCCAAUGCAUGAUCAUCUAACAAGCUUGGGUUAUGGAGAAGAAUUGAUCAAUCAAUUAGUUAAGGCUACCAUUGUGGUAAAUUAUGGACAGGAUGUAAAUAUACAUGCUUUUGUGGGAUGUGUGUCAGUGGCUGGUGCUGGUUUUGAUUUAUGGUCAAUCAAAGGUGGCAAUAAAAAGGUGCCUCAGUUUUUGCUCUCAAGAAACGAAAAAGUCACGGUCAUAUCUUCUACUGUUAAAAAAAUUCACAAGCAUUCUUUAGAAAAUAGUCCCAAGUAUGAAAUUUUUCACAGACAAAGUGAACAAAAUGAAACAAGCGGUAUCUAUGAUAUUGUCAUUAUUGCUACCCCUAUGACAAGUGAUCAUGAGAAUCCAAUAGCAUUUAGUGGAUUUGACAAUCCAGAUUUACAUUUUCCUGGAGAAUUUCAAACAACAAUUGCAACGUUUGUAUCAGGCAAAAUUAACUAUUCCUACUUUGAAUUGGAAGAUGAAUUGGGAGGAAUAAUGAGCUGUGAUCCGGAUAAAACGAAAAUUAGUUGUAUUGGAAAGAUAUCCUCUGUCAAUGGUAAACAAGACAUUGAUGCAGAAGUGUGGAAAGUGUUUAGUAGACAAGAAUUGCAAAAUAUGGACAAAAUCUUUUCAAAAAUAAAUGAAGUGAAAGAAAUCAAAUGGAAAGCUUAUCCUCGAUAUUCAUCGACUGGAAGACUAGAUAAAUUCAAGCUUGAUGACUUUAUGUAUCAUGUAAAUGCAAUCGAAUGGGCUGCUAGUGCCAUGGAAAUGAGUGCAAUAGGGGGAAGAAAUGCUGCUAUAUUAGCUUACAAUGACUAUGGUCAUAAAUGUGUACCCCCAAUGUCACAUCACCAAUCCCCAAACAUGAAGACUCGAACACCUUCUUCAGAAUUAUGACAAUAGAUGCAGUUUGGCUUGAACAAGUAUGCUUCAACACAUAAGUAUCAGCAAUAUUUUUAAU
Copidosoma floridanum is the source of this 1733-nucleotide messenger RNA. Its product is annotated as prenylcysteine oxidase 1. The record is from RefSeq and is a predicted model, not a curated record. Gene Ontology annotation, molecular function: prenylcysteine oxidase activity. Gene Ontology annotation, biological process: prenylcysteine catabolic process; prenylated protein catabolic process. Lineage: Eukaryota; Metazoa; Arthropoda; Insecta; Hymenoptera; Encyrtidae.